Molecule: messenger RNA, 317 nt
Organism: Blastomyces gilchristii SLH14081
Lineage: Eukaryota; Fungi; Ascomycota; Eurotiomycetes; Onygenales; Ajellomycetaceae
Exons: 2
Coding region: 1-270 (89 amino acids)
Source: RefSeq, a predicted model, not a curated record
AUGCAAGCAAUGCAAAGGGCGAGGAUAACACGCCGAACCCCCAACAAGAGAGACACGAGUGAUGCUCUUAUGAGAAAUUCCGAGGCUGAAAUCAUAUAUCAGUACUGGAUUCAAUGGAAGAUUUCAACGGCGGAUUCGAUGGAAGAUUCAACAGCAGAUUUGAUGGAGGAUUCAACAGCAGAUCUGGAUGUGGAUGAUAAUGAGAUUGUGAAUUCAGUUCUUCUAUUCUUUCCAUCAUAUAUUUCAUCAUCAUCAUCAUCAUCACAUUGAUUAUCUCACUUGGGAAUGUUAUAUGAAUGAAGUUGAAGCUGUCAGAG